UCUAGGUCUACCGGAAUAAAAGUGUGGAAAUAGCGCGCGAGUUCAGUAUUUGUUUGUCGUUACAAAUCGUCGGACACGGCCGCAGUUUUUUCUCCGAGCGGGUUUACAAUUCAAAUUAGAAAUCCACACAUCGCAACAGCAGCAGAAUGUCACCGAACAACGACUCGGAAAAGCCACUCAAUCCCAACGAGCUCUUGCACAUUCCAAAGUGGGUGAAUGAGGAUUAUUUCCUGCCGAUUCUCGAAAAGGAUGUGGAAAACUUUGACAAAAUCGUGACCUUAACGCCCAUUGCGGCCACCGCCCCCGGGGAAAACUACACAUCCAUUAUGAUCCGGGUCAUCGUGGAUAUCCUGCUAAAGGAUGGCAGCGAGCAACAAGUGUCGUACAUUUUGAAAACCAUGCUGGAGGCGGAUAGUGGAGCGGAUGUGGUCAAUGGCAUGGGUCUGUUUCCCAAGGAGAGGAAAAUGUACGAAGUGCACAUUCCGCAGUUCGUGAAACUCUACAAGGAGGCGGGCCUGGACAUUGAGUUGGCCCCCAAGUGCCUCCAUGUGGAGGCCACCGCCGAGCUGAUCACCCUGGUAUUCGAGGAUCUAAGCCGACAGAAUUUCAAGAACUUCGAUCGCCUCAAGGGCUUUGAUCUGGCGCACAUGCGCCAUGUGCUCCGGAAACUGGCCGAACUUCAUGCCGCCUCAGCGGUGGCCAGGGAACUAAACGGGCCAUACGAUCCGCUCUACUCCAUUUCCAUGUACAACGAGAAGAGUCGCGAUAUGUUUGAGUCUCUCGGGAAGCUGCGGCAGGUGCAGUUCCACAAGGCGAUGCGACAGUGGGACCUAGAGGAUGCCGAAAGAUACAUCUCCCAGCUGUGGAGCCCCUCGGAGGUAUUCGAAAGGGCACUGCUGGUGAAUCGGGUCGACGAGAACGAGUUCAAUGUGCUGAACCACGGCGACUGCUGGUCCAACAACAUCAUGUUCAACUACAAGGACAACGGGGAGAUAGACAGAACCCUGUUCGUGGACCUGCAGAUCGGCAAGUGGGGCAGCCCGGCCCAGGACCUUUGGUACCUGAUCACCACAUCCGCUUCGCUGGAAAUCAAGGUCAAGGAGUUCGACCACUUCAUUCGCAUCUACCACGAGCGACUGAACGAAUGCCUCAAGCUGCUGAACUACUCGAAACCCAUUCCUUCGCUCAAGGAUCUGCACAUCAUGAUGCUGAAGUACGGAUUCUGGGGACCCCUGACAGCCUUGGGUGUGAUGAUGGCCACUCUUAUGCCCACAAACAAGGACGCCAACAUGAAAAUGUUAAUGGCCACAGGACCCGAGGCCGAUGCCGUUCGUUACAGGACCUUUAUCAAUCCCUACUACGCCAAUGCCAUGAAGUUGCUUUUACCAUUUUUCGAUAACAAAGGGCUUUUGAAGUCCGCAUAGGUUUAACGUACAAUGUAGCCAGUUUAUUGUGAUACCAUUUAUCAUAAGAGCAAGCAAUAAAUAUUAGUUUCCAUGUAAUUUCAACAUA
This is a messenger RNA of Drosophila elegans, 1512 nucleotides long. RefSeq lists its product as uncharacterized. The transcript has 4 exons. Lineage: Eukaryota; Metazoa; Arthropoda; Insecta; Diptera; Drosophilidae. The coding region runs from base 147 to 1424 and encodes 425 amino acids. The record is from RefSeq and is a predicted model, not a curated record.